This is a messenger RNA of Etheostoma spectabile (orangethroat darter), 3596 nucleotides long. It is a transcript of the gene pax2a, whose product is annotated as paired box 2a. Gene Ontology annotation, biological process: regulation of transcription by RNA polymerase II; anatomical structure development. NCBI's taxonomy places the organism in Eukaryota, Metazoa, Chordata, Actinopteri, Perciformes, Percidae. Bases 564 to 2033 code for a protein of 489 amino acids. Gene Ontology annotation, molecular function: RNA polymerase II cis-regulatory region sequence-specific DNA binding; DNA-binding transcription factor activity, RNA polymerase II-specific. The transcript has 13 exons. The record is from RefSeq and is a predicted model, not a curated record.
CUGUGGGACUGCAGCUUUUAGAAACAGACACACAAGGAGAUGGGCUUCAUUCUCAGCCCAAAGCUUCGCUCAGGCACAGCCCAUUCUGGAGGAGAGGGGGACGCACUGCUCUGUACUUCGCCGUGUCCAUGUUGUUGUCAUCUCCGCCCCUAUCUGAUUAAACUACAGAGCCCGCCUGUGCUCCGCGCCGUCAGAGGAGAGGGAUUUUCCGGCCGCAGAUUCUCGAGCGGACCCGUGGAGACUCAGCUGUACUCUUUUUGUUUUCCUCAUGAUGUCCUUUAAACACAAACAGUGACCCGGUUUAAGUCAAUGUUACUGCGACCAGUGCGCUCUGUGCACGCGUGGGUCAUGCUCUGCACCUGACAGCCCUUCUGCAAGAGUUUAGACUUGAACAGGAGGAAAACUUAGCAUCGUCCCAAGAAGUUGUCCACUGCUGCGGACUCUUCGCACACGGACUGUAGUACACCACGUUCUGUAUCCUUGUUUUUUUUACCACUUCAAAGCUGCAUCACCGAGGCGAAACGGCGACCUCAGUCGAUUACCUUUCCUUCCUUUGCUAUCCCAUGGAUAUUCACUGCAAAGCGGACCCCUUCUCGGCGAUGCACCUGUCCCACGCAGGGCACGGCGGUGUGAACCAGCUCGGCGGGGUGUUUGUGAACGGCAGACCCCUCCCGGACGUGGUGAGGCAGCGGAUCGUGGAGCUGGCCCACCAGGGCGUCCGGCCCUGCGACAUCUCCAGACAGCUACGGGUCAGUCACGGCUGUGUCAGCAAAAUCCUCGGCAGCUAUCAGAAGGCAUUUCAGAGGUACUACGAAACCGGCAGUAUUAAACCCGGAGUCAUUGGUGGGUCCAAACCAAAGGUUGCAACUCCGAAAGUGGUGGAUAAAAUUGCUGACUAUAAGCGCCAGAAUCCAACCAUGUUUGCUUGGGAGAUAAGGGACCGACUACUGGCCGAGGGCGUCUGCGACAACGACACUGUCCCCAGCGUUUCAUCCAUCAACAGGAUUAUCCGCACCAAAGUCCAGCAGCAAUUCCACCCGUCCCCUGACGGAUCUGUUACACCGCUCUCCACGCCUGGCCACACCAUAGUGCCCAGCACCACCUCGCCCCCUGUGACCAGCGCCUCCAACGAUCCUGUAGGAUCCUACUCCAUCAACGGCAUUCUGGGUAUCCCCCGCUCCAAUGGCGAGAAGAGGAAACGAGACGAUGUUCUCUGGAGUGGCAACCACUUGGAUGGAAGAAAAAUAGGACAUUAUGGCUCAGAUGGCUCAGGCCCGGGCAGCGACUCUCAGGGCAGUGUGGAGAGUUUAAGGAAGCACCUGCGAGCAGACGCCUUCACCCAGCAGCAGCUGGAGGCCCUGGACCGUGUGUUUGAACGUCCUUCUUACCCUGAUGUCUUCCCCACUUCAGAACACAUCAAACCUGAACAGGCGAAUGAGUACUCACUCCCAUCCCUGAACGCCGGCCUGGAUGAUGUGAAGCCGAGCCUUUCCACCAGCACCAGCUCCGACCUCGCCUCCAGUGUCUCCCAGAGCUACUCUGUUGUGACAGACUCUCACCCAUCAUAUCCACCUUCCAUGUGUGUAAAGCGAGAGCCCCAUGAGGCAUCCUUUGCACCCUUCACCCCCUCCUCUGUUGAAGACUCUACUCUAGCCGACAUCUUGUCCCACCAGUCCAGCCUCUCUGUAGAUGCCUCUACUUCCAGCUACCCUGCCCAUGCCCACAGUCACUGCUACAGCCAGUAUGCCAGCCAGCCUUUAAUAGCAGGUCGAGACAUGGCCAGUACCACAUUACCUGGCUACCCGCCUCAUGUCCCCCCCACAGGACAAGGCAGCUACCCCACCUCCACACUCGCUGGAAUGGUUCCUGGAGGGGACUUUUCUGGAAAUCCUUACUCUCAUCCACAAUACACCACUUACAACGAAGCAUGGCGGUUCAGCAAUCCAGCAUUACUAAGUUCCCCUUAUUAUUAUAGUGCCGCAUCCCGUGGCUCCGCACCUCCCACUGCUGCCACUGCCUACGACCGCCACUAGUUACUAUGGAGACCAGUUCAAACUGCAGGGCCAGGGCUUUGGCCUCCAUAUUGUCCCUGUCUAAGAAACACUGAGGUCAAAGGGAAGCAAGGUGGAAUCCUAAAGGAAACCCCGUGAUGUUACGUGAUGUGGAGAAAAGGAUCGUCGAGCUCGACCCCGGGUGCAUCUAGCCCAGCUUCAGCGUCACAGACAUUGGGUCUAAAGGGCCCUCGGGCGUUUAGAACUCACCCAUCAUGCCCUCAAUCUCUCACAGGCCUGAACAUUUCCAGAAUGACUUUAAGAGAUUAUAUAAAUAUAUAUAUAUAUUAUAUAUAUAUUAUAAAAAUAUAAAAUGAAGAAAAACAGUGUGAAGAAUACCAUGUGGAAAACAAUGUUGUGGGUUUUUAAUUUUUUGUUUCUUUGUUGCUGUUGUUGUUAUUUUAUUCAUGGAUCCUCACAUUGCUUUUAUGUGAUGAAAUGCAGUAUUGGUCCAGGGGAGAUGACAUUGCUUAGCUUGAUGAUGCAGCGAUGUGAACCAGUGUUGCAAGGCAUCUUUGACACUUAAUGAGAUCGUGGCUCCACAUUGCUUCACUCUGGUGCUUUGACUACGUCUUCUGUCCCACAUACACUAUCAGAUAAACACAGCAUGUCCUACGUUUACUGACCCUACAUAAACCAGUGGCAACAUCACACAUCCUGUAGCAAACAAUCAGAUGUAAAAAUUUAAAUCAUUUUGCAAAGUAUUAAAAACAUGGUGACCACAAAAUGGCCUUGCCAGAAUUUCAAAUACUUUAAAUUAUUUUUUUUCUGUCACUAUUUUUAAAUGUAAAAAGGUUAUCAAAAAUUCUUUCAGAGUAAUUGUCACAUUUCCCUAAUUUCCCAGUCAUGUCCAUGUCCACGCAUGAUCAUCCUUUGCUCUUUUUUUGCACUAUAACCUCAGCUUUGUUAAUUUAUUUGGUACAUUCGCUUUGGUAAAUUCAUUUUAAUUAACCUACCAAUUUUAGACAUAAAUUGAUACUUUAUGUUGGAAAGUGUAGGUGUUAAAACACAAAGCAGACAGACAGACAGACAGACAAGCUUUUGUGUAUGCUUUCGAGUUUCUGAGGAGUUUGUAAGCCAGAUCCCUAUGGCUACAUGAACAAAUUCUAUUCUCCUGGGUUAUAAUCCAUUCAGCUACUUAGUCAUACCACUAGAGGCCUACACAGUUUAGAAAGCUGUACGCAGUUGAGCUAACCAACUGUAAAUUAGCUUCAACAAUUGCCUUACAAACCUGUUUUUUUUUAAUGUUCAAAAAAUUUUUAUUGCCUUUGCAAACACAUAUUCACCUCCCUCCUUGAUUUAUGCUUUACUCUGCAUUGGGACUGAAAGGAAAUACUGAUUCAGUUUGCUUUUUGGAAAAAAUAUUUUGUGAAUGUACUUUUAACUACAUUUGCCAAAGACUUAGUUUGAUAUUUAAUAUUUUAUUUACAGUAUAUGUAUGCAUAAAUAAAUCAGUAUUAUCUUUUAAAUAAGUAGUCAACACUGAACAUGUAUGUCGUAACUCAACAGGCGAACAACAUGAUGCAUAUGACUGUAAUGAAAAAG